GCUCUCUGAGUGCCACUGUUUUGUCAUUUCAUGCUUUGAUUCAUUGGAAUGGUAUAAUUGAUGGGCUCUUUUUUCUUUUUUUUAAAUUUUCAGUUCCCCAUUUCACGUGAGACAAGAGGAUAUGAGCUUUGGCAAUUCGAGAUCCCAAUACAUACCCAUGCUAUAAAAAGCCAGCCAAGUUGCUGUGUCGUAAUCUCACUAAGCAUUUAAUAAACAAACAGAGAAAGAGAGACGCACACAGCGAGAGAGAGAAAGAGAAGCAGAAGAUGGUGUGUAGGCUGCAGAAAAGAAUUGCGUUGCGCAGAAAGCUUCACAUUCUAAGAAAACUCACUUUGUCCAAUUCUAUGAAGAGACGCUCUAUUAUUGCAGAUGCUGUUCUCUACAUUUACAAGCUCAAACUUAAGUUGGAGGAAAUCCAAAGGGAACUUUCUAUCUUAGAAGCAAUCAAAAGAGAAUACUUGAGCAUGUUAAAGCAAAUCAAGCACUUGCCCAAGGUGAAGGUAGAGAAAGCUGGGAAAGGAUUUCUGGUAAAGGUGAUUUGCGACAAGGGAAGAGAUAAUCUGGUUCCAAUAUUAGAGGUCUUCGAAGAAAUGGGUCUACUUGUGUUGCAUGCUAAGGUUUCAUGCAACGUCUACUUUCACAUGGAAACCAUUGUUGUAGCUGAAGAAGAAGAUGAUCUAGAUGUGAAAAAUGUUACUCAAGCUGUUCUUAAGGCUAUAGUAAAGCAUGUAGAGAGAGCAGACAGAAGUAUAAACUUUAACUUAAUGGAUUAAUGAGAACCCAAGUGAUCAUAAUUUGUUGUUGACAAAGUUCUCUUAGAGGAAAGCAUCUCCUGUGAUCUCUUUCGUUUUAAACAGAAAGAAAAAAAAAAAAAAUGAAUUUGCCAUUUGUUCUUUCUUUCUUAGUUGAACUAUCUCUUAUAUAUAUAUUAUUGCCAUUGCUGCUGGAGAAGUAACACUUUUCGUGGGUAUGAAAAUCUUAAACGUAGCUAUGGUGUCUGCUCUUGGUUAAGAAAUAUCUUGUGAUUGUAUUUGAUUUUCUAAUUGAGAUUAUUAGUGGAAAAAAUCGUUAUGUUGA
Manihot esculenta (cassava) is the source of this 1077-nucleotide messenger RNA. RefSeq lists its product as uncharacterized. Bases 267 to 773 code for a protein of 168 amino acids. The transcript is spliced from 3 exons. The record is from RefSeq and is a predicted model, not a curated record. Gene Ontology annotation, biological process: regulation of DNA-templated transcription. Gene Ontology annotation, cellular component: nucleus. NCBI's taxonomy places the organism in Eukaryota, Viridiplantae, Streptophyta, Magnoliopsida, Malpighiales, Euphorbiaceae. Gene Ontology annotation, molecular function: sequence-specific DNA binding; DNA-binding transcription factor activity.